Eleginops maclovinus (Patagonian blennie) is the source of this 4284-nucleotide messenger RNA. RefSeq names its product segment polarity protein dishevelled homolog DVL-1-like. Gene Ontology annotation, molecular function: frizzled binding. Gene Ontology annotation, biological process: canonical Wnt signaling pathway; intracellular signal transduction. Lineage: Eukaryota; Metazoa; Chordata; Actinopteri; Perciformes; Eleginopidae. Gene Ontology annotation, cellular component: cytosol. Bases 779 to 2755 code for a protein of 658 amino acids. The transcript is spliced from 12 exons. The record is from RefSeq and is a predicted model, not a curated record.
UUCUCUGUGCGUCCGUCGGAUAAAGGCACUGUCGGCUGUGGUGAGAGGGAUUUGUUGUGUUAUGGCUGUUGAAGAUAUUUGGAAUGCAAUUAUAGUACAGGAUACAUGCAAUUACAUUUUGUGGGGGUUUAUUGUAGGUUAUUUUCUAUCAUUCCAUUUGGAUAUUGGAAAGUAAAUUAGGAAGGCUCUUGUUUUGCAGCAGGGAGAGGGAUGCAUUGUUGUUAUGAGCUGAUGUUUAUAUGAUGUUAACCUGCCAAAUUGUGUUAUAUUUGAUUAUUUUACAUAUUUACUAGCUGCUUAGUGCAUUAUAUUGAUUUAUGGAUCAUAGGUAAUAAAAAGCAAACAAUAUAUUUAGUUACUUUUGAAAAGGUCACGAGUAAUAUGCCCAAAGGAAUACAUACCAAGGUGAAAAAGUGACUCACUUACUUGUUCUCUUACCUAACAGUCUUCACACAGCUCCUCUAUGAUUAUUCCCUAUUCACUGCCUCUAUUGUAGAUCAGCUGUGAAGCCUGUGAGCAGCCAGCCGGUGGGCAGAGACCGUCUGGGGCUCAGGCUGGCUUUAAGAGAGCGGCUUGCACAGAAGGAGCAGAGCACAAAGACAGAUUUCAGUCUGGCUUGGUGAACCUGCACUCCUGUUUUUUUGUAUCUCUCAGUCCUUUGUGCGUGGGCGGAAAUAUGGUCGUGUGAAUUCUGACAGUGGAUGUCAUGUCCUGCUGAUUGAGUGCUUAUGUGCAGUGGCUCAGCUUUCAUAGAAGCACCACCUGGGUGGAGCUAGCGAUGGGAACUCUCACAUUGCUGGAAUGUUUUGCUUGCUCUCGGCGAAUGCGCUGGCUGCCACGCCCUCUCCGCCUUGUGAGGCCCUUCCAGCGAAUCCGCUGUCACCCUGAGACAGCACCACGUCGCUGGCAAUUCCCUCGAAUCAACGGUCACUCGAAAUCCGAGCGCACUGCGAGGGACUCAGCCAUGGGUUACGACAGCGCCUCAGUAAUGAGCAGCGAGCUGGAGUCCAGCUCAUUCGUUGACAGUGAGGAAGACGAGGAUGCCAGCAGGCUCAGUAGCUCCACAGAACAGAGUUCUUCCUCACAGCUGAUGCGCAGACACAAGCGCCGCAGACGGAGACACAAAGUGGCCAAAAUAGAUCGGUCUUCGUCCUUCAGCAGUAUCACAGACUCCACUAUGAGCCUCAACAUCAUCACCGUCACGCUCAACAUGGAGAAAUACAACUUUUUAGGUAUCAGUAUUGUCGGUCAGAGUAAUGACCGGGGAGACGGCGGCAUCUACAUCGGCUCCAUCAUGAAAGGAGGUGCUGUGGCUGCUGAUGGAAGAAUAGAGCCUGGAGACAUGCUGCUCCAGGUGAAUGACGUGAACUUUGAGAACAUGAGCAAUGACGACGCGGUGAGGAUCCUCAGAGAGAUUGUUUCCAAAACCGGUCCUAUUAGUCUUACUGUUGCCAAAUGUUGGGACCCGUCUCCACGAAGCUACUUCACCAUCCCUCGUGCUGAGCCUGUUAGACCCAUUGACCCAGCAGCCUGGAUUUCACACACCACAGCUCUGACAGGACCGUACCCCCACUAUGGUAAAAACAACCAACCACCACCUUCAUCACACUCUAUGAAGCAUCCAUUUUGUGAGUUUGAUGACUUGCCUUUAUCUGCAAGUAAAACCGACAUGGCAACCAUCGUGAAGGUGAUGCAACUGCCUGACUCAGGGCUGGAGAUUCGAGACAGGAUGUGGCUGAAGAUCACCAUCGCCAAUGCCGUUAUUGGUGCUGACGUGGUGGACUGGCUUUACUCCAGAGUAGAAGGAUUUAAGGACCGGCGGGAUGCAAGGAAGUACGCGAGCAGUCUGCUGAAACAUGGCUACCUGAGACACACGGUCAACAAGAUCACCUUCUCCGAGCAGUGCUACUACACCUUCGGCGACCUCUGCCAAAACAUGGCCUCACUCAAUUUAAACGAGGCAUCGAGCGGUGGUGGUUCUGAGCAGGACACUCUGGCACCGUUACCCCCCACAAGCAACCCCUGGCCCCUGGGCGGGCAGCCAUUCCCCUACCCUCCCUUUCCCUCCGCACCCCCCAGCUUCCCACCAGGAUAUUCGGACCCAUGCCACAGUUUCCACAGUGGGAGCGCGGGCAGCCCGCACAGCGAGGGAAGCCGAAGCAGUGGAUCCAACCCCAGCGCAGGCAAAGGUAGACGCUCCUCCCCACAGGAAAAGGGUCAAAGGUCAACAUGCAGUGAAUCAGAGCCCCGCGUCCGUGGAGGGAGGCGCGGUGAUCGGUCCGCCAGCCAAAUGAGCCAUCACAGCCAUGCCGUCUCCAGCCACAGCCACGCCGUCUCCAGUCACAGCCACGCCGUCUCCAGCCACAGCCACGCCGUCUCCAGUCACAGCCACGCCGUCUCCAGCCACAGCCAUGCCCGGUCCAGCCUCAGUCACAGUCAGUCACACAGGAGUCAACCUCACUCGCAGAACAGCCACCCCUCCUUCACCUACAGCCACGCCCCCUUCACCCAGCCAGGGCCAGGCUCAUGUGCCCACAGCGAGCGAAGCCAUGCCUCCUCCUACGGCCCUCCAGGCUUGCCUCCCUCUUAUUGUUUGUCCCGUCUGGCCCCCAAAACCUCUGUCAGCAGCAGUACGCCUCCCGGAGCCCCUCCUGGAAGGGAGUUAGCAUCCGUUCCUCCUGAGCUCACCGCCAGUCGCCAGUCCUUCCAGCAUGCUAUGGGCAAUCCCUGUGAGUUCUUUGUUGACAUCAUGUGACAGGACAGUGCCUUUAAAACUGCUCCAGCACAAAAACUAUUCUCCUCGAACCCCGAGUCCACCCCUUCUCUCUUUUUCCUCUCAAUCUUUUGCCUCUGACCAUCUCAAAGUUCAGAAUGUAGACACUGACCAGCCCUCUACCUUCCCUCCUGCUAUCUUGUCUGUUCGUCUGAUGUCCAAGCAAAGGAAUACAGGCAGCAAGAGCACAACAGAGGGGAAAGUUUCUUACUCACACAAGCACGGGUCCUCUGUGGCUGAAAACCCUUUUGUAUUGACGUGACGUGUACAGUGUGUGAAACGUGAGUUGUAUUCAGUGUGGUGAUUCUUUAACGCUGCCACGUAGACAUUCUGGGGAGUGUGUACUCUACCUGGAAUAUUUUCUGUCCUGCAAGACCUUUAAGCUGGCUGGGCCUGGAUCUCAAUCCCCCAGACCCAGGCCUACACCUACAGCCCGCACUUAGGAACAUUUCUCGGGUCCUAGAACUUGGGAUUGAUCCCCUGACUCAUAUCUGUGCGUACAGAUCGAAUUUCGCACGUUACAACAAACCUCUGGCCCCAUUUCCUUUAUACUGUGGCAUUACCACAGGCUUAUUUAAGCUCUUACCUGCCAACUACUAAAAAGCUAACCUUGAUGAGUUCAAGAUCCGUGGAUUUGUUCAAUUUCGUAAGGGAGCCCUGUAGCCAGCCGUUAGUUUAAUUAGGCUGCAUAUUGCAUGACUGUCUCAACUGCUUUAAAGAAACAAAAUUUUAUGAAUACAUUUUGUUUAAAUUAUUACCAUUAUUAGGGGGAGGGGUUUACCUCUUGCCAAUGUUUUAAAGGAAAAAUCCGUACACUGGAUGAUUUUUGUGAUGUUAUUUAUGUUGCAUUGAUGAUGUCAUGCAUUGUCUACUAAGGUUGACUGAGAGACAAUCAGACAUCACCCCUUGUGAAUCAGUGGCCAGUUUCUACUGUCCUAGCUGUUAUUUGUCGAAUGUAUCAUUAUUCCUGUCGGCAAUUAAACCCAGACAUUCAUAACACUUUGGUUUAAACACAUAUAAGUAAGUAAAUCAACUUAAAACAGGAUUGCAAACAGUGGACACCACAGCAGAAUCAAAGUGUUAAAAGCAUCAUGGUAGUCUCCUUCGUAGCGAGUGUUCGCUUUGAUAAGUCAGUGUGAUUAAUGCCAAAGCAUCACAUGUUGUGGUGAAUGUUUCUUCCUUCUGUGAGCUGUGGCUGACCUCUUUAUGAUUGUCAUCUGACACUUCUCAUUUGAAGAGUUCAAAGGGACUUCUAGGGGAAUCCAGGCCUUUAAACUCUCUUCUCUUUGCAAAAUAAUGGCAAAUCCCUCUUGUUUCUACCUAACAUUUAGUUACAAGAUGGAAAUGACAAAGUUUAAUGAGAACUUUUUCAUUUGUAUCUCCCUCCCCUUGGUAUGAAACACUGUUUGCAAUCAAAGCUUUCUCUGUAAUUUUGUUUCUUUACAAAAGAAGAAUAAAUUGUACAUAGAAAUUUAUUAUAUAUAUGAAUAAAAUAUAUAUGUUCAAAAUGA